Coprinopsis cinerea okayama7#130 is the source of this 303-nucleotide messenger RNA. RefSeq lists its product as hypothetical. Lineage: Eukaryota; Fungi; Basidiomycota; Agaricomycetes; Agaricales; Psathyrellaceae. The record is from RefSeq and is a predicted model, not a curated record. The transcript has 3 exons. The coding region runs from base 1 to 303 and encodes 100 amino acids.
AUGGCUGCCCAGGGGAAGAAGUCCAACGAAGAAACUUACUCGAAUUACUUUCAACGUGUUGCCUAUGUACACCAAGAUCUUCGUUGCGAGCUGUGCGGGUUCACCGCAGCUAACACGUCGAGAACUGGUAAGAACAGCCAUCCAGCCCCACUGUCCACGAUCCAUCGUGACAUCACCCGAAAUCCUUUCAGACCUCCACUGCGAUACCAAGGCACAUUCUCCGACCCCACUAUCUCCCCAAUCCACGUACCUGCUUCUUCGUCCAUUCCGAUAUCAAGCCACACUGCGGCGUCGAGCCAGUGA